Carassius auratus (goldfish) is the source of this 1595-nucleotide messenger RNA. RefSeq lists its product as uncharacterized. The transcript is spliced from 8 exons. Bases 31 to 981 code for a protein of 316 amino acids. The record is from RefSeq and is a predicted model, not a curated record. Lineage: Eukaryota; Metazoa; Chordata; Actinopteri; Cypriniformes; Cyprinidae.
AAACCGGGAUUUACAGCUGUGGAUGUGUUUAUGACUCGUUAUUACGACGGAUCUGGAACAACAUUUGUUCAAAGCUCCUCAAAGAAAAGCAGAAAGAAUCUUGAAUCGCCUGAAAUGAACAUGAGAGUUUUCUACAAGAGUCUGUUGUCUUUACUGGGCUUUUUCUCCGUUCAGAUGAAAGCAGAAACAGAAGUGAACGUUGCAAGUUGGGGAACAGCCGUUCAGUCGAAAACAUUUAACAACUUUGGUGCCCAAAACGCUGUGGAUGGGUCAAACGACGUCUGUUCUGGUACAAAAAAAAUAAAUAACCCCUGGUGGAAGCUGGAUCUGAAGAAGACGUACACUGUGAACAGAGUGACCAUCACUAACAGAAUCUGUCAAAGAGGGAACUGUGAAAACUGGAUAAACGGGGCAGUGAUUCGGAUUGGAAACGAUUCUUCAGUUUUUGGCAACCCAGUAUGUGCUACAGUUUCCUCUAUUCCAGCAGGAGCAACCAACAGCUUCUCGUGUCCUGGGAUGAAGGGACGCUAUGUGACUGUGAAUAUUCCUGGGAAUUCAAAGGUUCUUACUUUCUGUGAAGUGGGAGUCUAUGUGAAUUUUACAGAUGGAACCUUGCCCUCACCCACUCUUCCGGAGGACGUUCCCAAAGCUUCCCCAGGGUAUAUACCCACAGCUUUUCUUGAGGACGUUCCCACAGCUUCCCGAGAGGAAGUUCCAACAGCUUUUUCUGAGGACGUUUCCACAGAUCUUCCCGAGGACGGUUCCACAGAUCUUCCCGAGGACGGUUCCACAGAUCUUCCCGAGGACGGUUCUACAGAUCUUCCCGAGGACGGUUCAACAGAUCUUCCCGAGGACGGUUCCACAGAUCUUCCCGAGGACGUUCCCACAGAUCUUCCCGAAAACGUUUCCACAGAUCUUCUCCCAGAUGAAGGAGGUCCCGAUUCCCAAGAAGACUCCUGUGAAGAUGAAACUGAAGCUUGAGUCUGUCUGAAUCUCCAGCUCCUGUCACAGCUUCACUGUGCUCUGACAGAACGAGGGAUUUCUGACGUGAAGAGAGAUGAUGAUGAUGAUGAUGAUGAUGGGGGAAGCGAAACUCUCUUCUGAACAGCUUUGAUAUUUAUUUACAUGCUGGAAUUUUCUCCAUUCCUCAAUGUUAAUCACAAUAAAGUUGUAUGUGAAAAUUGAAACUACUGAUUCCUGAUUGCUGCUUUUAAGCCAUUUGUAUUGUAUAAUGUACCAGUACCUGACAAUGUGGGGGUAAAGUAAAAUGUAUAUACUUUUAUUAAUAUUUUAUGCAAUAAUUAAUUAAUUUUGUUACAUUUUAGUUACCAAUUCAGAGUAUGGGUUACCAAGUGCUGAAAUGUUUAGCUAUCAUUCACAUGUAAUGAUAAUAUUUCUAACCACUAGAUGUCAGCAGCAGCAUGUUUACUGAUGCUAUGACAAACAAGCAAGUUUAGGAACAGUUUAAAUGUUAAUGAUAAAAUAUUACAUGGUACAUUAUAAAAGAUAUGAUCAGUCAAUAUUUUUUAUCCAUUACUUUAACUCAUAAUUUAUUAGUUUCACUAAAUGUGAAGUUAUAUGAAAUUCAACAAGAC